AUGAGCGAGAGAAUGAGCUCCGUUGAGGAUAAAGAAAAUGGCUUAACUGAAACUAAAUACAGUUCUUUAGCAACAAAUCAAGAUAGCAAUAAUAUCAGCAAUAAUAACACAAAUAAUUCAUCCACUCCAAAUACCACUACUACUACUACUACUCCACUUAACACUACUACUACUCCACCCACCAACUCAUCACCACCCACUAACUCAUCACCACCCAACUCAUCACUACUUAACUCAUCACAGCCCGAGAAACGUAAACCCAUCCCUUUAGAUUACGAUUCUAUCCAGAAGAGUAUAGAAACAAGUAUAGAUGCCGAGAUAGUAGAAGAACCGGGUAUUUCCUUAAAGAUUCCAGAACAAGCAGGUCCUUGUAUCUCUGAUCUAUCUCCAUUUACUUUCAAAGAGAACUCUAAGGGCGUAGAUGAAAGUGUUGAGAGUAAUUAUCAGUGCUGUGGUGAGUCUUUGCCUACUUUACGUGAUUUAGUGAUGCAUUAUGAGAAGUCCCAUUAUAAGUUCAUUUCUACUAUGAAUAAGAAAGAUGGGUUACAACAUGUUAAGUGGCAUGGGGGUGAGAGUCAUAAUGAAGUAGUGCAAGUGCCUACUAUGGUUUUUAAUGAUACGUCAAUGACUUACGACUAUUCUAAGCCGACUGCCUUUUACAAUACGAUUCUGCAAUCUGAGAGUUUAUCUUUAGGAGUGUUGUUGCCGCCGGUGGUAGUUAAGGACUUUAAUAUGGAUGCUGAGGUAGAGAUGUUAGGGGAGUCGCAUUAUGAAGAUGAGGAUAAGAAGAGGCCGUUUAAGUGUACGCAUCCGGGGUGCAACAAGAAGUACACUUCGGCCUAUGGGCUUAAGUAUCAUAUGAGUCGGGGGCAUUUAGGCGGGGGAGUGGAGAGUGAGAAGCCUUAUGCGUGUGAUGUGCCCGGGUGCAGCAAGCGUUACAAGAACCCGAACGGCCUGAAAUACCACUUUAAUAACGGCCACUAG
Molecule: messenger RNA, 984 nt
Organism: Nematocida homosporus
Lineage: Eukaryota; Fungi; Microsporidia
Exons: 1
Coding region: 1-984 (327 amino acids)
Cellular component (GO): nucleus
Source: RefSeq, a predicted model, not a curated record